Pseudopipra pipra is the source of this 1341-nucleotide messenger RNA. Its product is annotated as zinc finger protein 501-like. The record is from RefSeq and is a predicted model, not a curated record. The transcript is spliced from 4 exons. Lineage: Eukaryota; Metazoa; Chordata; Aves; Passeriformes; Pipridae. Bases 1 to 1341 code for a protein of 446 amino acids.
AUGCACCGCGCAGGUGGGGGCGUGGCGAAGGGCGGGCAGGGGCGGUGGCCGCGCGCUGAUUGGCUGCGGGGCGGGUCUGUAAAGGCGGAGGGCGCGCGGAGCGGGCGCCAUUUUGACCUCGUGGUCGGGAGUGAGGAGGACUCGCCUGCGGCCGCUGCACUUCGCUGGCCUGUGGGCCGGAGGCAAAUCCCCUCCCUGUCCUUCUUGCUUCCUGCCCCAGGCCCCGAGCUGAGGACGGAGAGCCCGGAGGACAAAUCCCCCCGUGAGACCCUGGUGGGAGAGGCCGUUUUGAAGGGCUCCACGGUGCAGGAAGGCAGCGGGGAGGAAAAGGGCCGGAGAUCCCCCCGCAGGAGGGGCUCCAAAGCCAGCCCAGGGUGCUCUGAGGAGGAAAGACCCAGCCUGUGCCAGGAAGGCGGCCAGAGCUUGAGGCGGAGCUCUGAGCUGGUGGUCCCUGAGCAGCCUCCCAGCAGGGAGAAGCCCUUCAGAUGCUUGGAAUGUGGAAAGAGCUUCAGGCAGAGCUGUGACCUCCUCAAGCACCAGCACAUCCACACUGGGGAACGACCCUACUCAUGUGGGGAAUGUGGGAAGAGCUUCAGGGACAGCUCCACCCUCCGCACCCACCAACGCAUCCACACUGGAGAACGGCCCUACAAGUGUGGGGAGUGUGGGAAGAGGUUUCGGACCAGCUCAGAUCUCGUCGUGCACCAGCGGACGCACACAGAUGAGAGGCCCUUCCGCUGCACCGACUGUGGGAAGGGCUUCAAGCAGAACUCCCACCUUGUCACCCACCGGCGCAUCCACACCGGGGAGAGGCCCUACAAGUGUGGGGAGUGUGGGAAGAGCUUUAGCCACAGCUCCCACCUGAUCCGGCACAAGCACAUCCACACAGAAGAACAGCUCGAAGAAGGGCCUCCCAGCAGAGAGAAGCCCUUCAGGUGCUUGGAAUGUGGGAAGAGCUUCAGUCAGAGCUCUCACGUGCUCCGACACCAGGACAUGCACACUGGGGCACGUCCCUACACGUGUGGAGAAUGUGGGAAGAGCUUCAGCCAGAACUACCACCUCCGCACCCACCAGCGCAUCCACAGCGGGGAACGGCCCUACAAGUGUGAGGAAUGUGGGAAGAGCUUCAGCCGGAGGGGGAAUCUCUACACGCAUGAGCGGACGCACACGGAUGAGAGGCCCUUCUGCUGCACCGACUGUGGGAAACGGUUCAAGGAGAAAUCCCAUCUUGUCACCCAGCGGCGCAUCCACACCGGGGAGAGGCCCUACAAGUGUGGGGAGUGUGGGAAGAGAUUCACCCAGAUUGGUGUCUUGACCAAACACCAACGGACCCACCAGUAA